UCUGCGGGUAACAGUUUAUCGUGAGGUGCUACUGUGCUAGGAAAACCCAUGUCCAUAUUUAUCUUGAAGCAGAUUCUGCGAAUUGUUAGAUAAUGUUCAGGGUAGGGCUACUAUGCAUCUUGGCCUGCAGCGUGGUCUCUAUACAGAGUUUCUCACUGCUGGAGGAAACAUACGUGUCGGAUUGUCUGGCCAGCAAUAACAUCAGCCAUGCUGAGUUCCAAGAACUGAUAGAUCGCAGCUCCGAAGAGGAUGAUCUCGAGAACACCGAGUGGAGAUACAAAUGUUUAAUCCACUGCCUAGCGGAGAAGGGAAGUCUGCUGGACUCCAAUGGCUAUUUGGAUGUGGAACGAAUCGAUCAACUUGAGCCCGUGAGUGAUGAACUGCGAGCGAUACUCUACGACUGCAAGAAAGUCUACGACCAGGAGGAAGACUUGUGCGAAUAUGCGUUUAGGAUGGUGAUUUGUGUUACGGAUAGCUUCGAGAGCGAUGAAGUCACCGAAGCGAUGAAAAAUACGAACAAAUUAAACGAAUAAUCGAGCGAAAACUGGUCAAGCAACUUAAACGCAAUUGUUUAAGGCCAGUGGGAAAUUCACAAUCAA
Drosophila santomea is the source of this 599-nucleotide messenger RNA. It is a transcript of the gene Obp57c, whose product is annotated as general odorant-binding protein 57c. Gene Ontology annotation, molecular function: odorant binding. The record is from RefSeq and is a predicted model, not a curated record. The coding region runs from base 93 to 533 and encodes 146 amino acids. NCBI's taxonomy places the organism in Eukaryota, Metazoa, Arthropoda, Insecta, Diptera, Drosophilidae. The transcript is spliced from 2 exons.